Molecule: messenger RNA, 1065 nt
Organism: Rosa rugosa (rugosa rose)
Lineage: Eukaryota; Viridiplantae; Streptophyta; Magnoliopsida; Rosales; Rosaceae
Exons: 2
Coding region: 1-1065 (354 amino acids)
Molecular function (GO): zinc ion binding; nucleic acid binding
Source: RefSeq, a predicted model, not a curated record
AUGGAAAUUCCGAGGGGUGGGCCUAGACGUCGUGGUGGGGGUGUAAGAGAAGGUAGAACUGGUGAUAGAGACAGGUUCCGUCCCAUAGAGGAGCUUUAUGAUGAUGAUGUAGAGUCUUCUAUCGGUGUACAACCUACUCCGCCCAUGGGUGAAAUGGCUGACCCUGGUCGUCUGUUGAGAUUGGCUAGAGACAUUAAUCAUCUGGGAGCAGCCAAGUUUCAUGGAAGCAUGGAUUACAUGGUGGCGGAUCAAUGGGUCGAGGAUAUGGAGAAUUAUUUUGAGAUGAUGGACUGUAAUGAGAUCGAAAAGAGGAAGUUAGCCACUUUCAUGCUAAAGGGUGAGGCUAGGGUGUGGUGGAAUUGUAUGCAAAAGACCAUUGAUGUGACCACCCUGACUUGGGAUGGUUUUGUGAGACUAUUCCGAGAGAAGUACUUUCCAGCUUCAGUGAGAGAAAAAUUGGAACGGGAGUUUCUCUCACUAACACAAGGGAAGAUGACGGUGACAGAGUAUGAGGCAGAGUUCUCUAGGCUAUAUAGGUUUGUGAAAUCAAUGGAUGCUGAGGAUUUGGCCAAGAAGUUUCAGCGGGGGUUGAAUGCUUCCAUUGAGCGUGAUGUGGCCAUUUUGGAACUGAAGGUCAUGAAGGAAAUUCUAGCAAAGGCUCUGAUCAUUGAGCAACAGAACUUGAUUCAUAAGGAGAAGGAAACAGCUGAGAGGGAUUUUCAGGGAAAGGGAAAGGCAGUGGCAGGUAACAGUGGAUCCAGAGACUUUAGGGGUGGAUACUGGAAGAGACAAAAGACUCAGUUCCACCAUCAGGCCCCAGCUAGAGUAGCAGCAGCUCCUCUUCCUCCUAUUCGGGCCGUACCUGUCAGACAAGUUGCAGCUGCAGCGCCUGUGAGAUGUUAUAACUGCGAUGAGUUGGGUCAUCUCUCUAGGGCUUGCACUAAACCCAGGGCUAAGGGAUGCUUUCGUUGCGGACAGACUGGACACCUUGCCAAGGACUGUACUCGACCCCGUGUUGGAGGACAAGAGAGGCACUGGGGUGGAAGGUACCUUAUCUGUUUAUAA